CCUUUGCAAUCCCUUUAAUCUAAUUUUCCAUUUGUAUUCAUCUCUCUCUCUCUCUCUCUCACACACACACAAAGGCAUAUACACAUACAUAUAUAUUCAUACACAAUCAUAAUACAAUUUUCCGGCAACAUGGCAAUGGAGGAUAUUAUCUCCGGUGACACUCUUAUAAAGAUUGGUUUGUUCAUACUUGUUCAAGUUCUUGUUUAUCUUAUUCUAUCAAGUUCUUCCAAUAUCUUCUCAAAGACUGCCCCUAGUCUCCGGGCAACCAGCUUUAGAAGGGUUCGCUCGGUUAGUAUUCGCCAAAUGAUUGCUGCUCUCUCCGACCUGCCCGCCGGCGGCGAGACAUCUCCGUCCAACAAAGGCUUAAGGUCUUUUACAAGACAAGACUCCAUUACUACCCAUGAUCAUUCUCCUUAGGUUUUGAUCAUGAUGUGUUUGUAUUGUGAAUAUUAGAUGUGGGUUGAUAUAUUUUUGGUUUUUGGUUGAUUUAUUUGUGAAUAAUAUGGAUGAUUGAUUUAUCAUUGUUUAUGUGAUUGAAUAUGAACAUAAUUAUUUGAUUAAAUGUAUCUUGUGAUUUACUAGUAAUUGAAUGAUUUGAGAGUUGUAAUAA
Helianthus annuus (common sunflower) is the source of this 610-nucleotide messenger RNA. RefSeq lists its product as uncharacterized. Lineage: Eukaryota; Viridiplantae; Streptophyta; Magnoliopsida; Asterales; Asteraceae. The transcript has a single exon. The coding region runs from base 130 to 417 and encodes 95 amino acids. The record is from RefSeq and is a predicted model, not a curated record.